UUUAGUCCUUCCUUCCCGUGUUUUAUGUGACCUCUCUUCUAUCGUGAGUGAUCUUCUUUCAGUCGUCUAAGCGUAAACACAUUUACGUGAUUCUCUUGUUUUGUUCCGGGUCUUUUUUUUCCAGAAGGAGAAAGCGUAUUCAUCUCCAGUGGAUGUCUGUCUGGUUUCUUUAGAUCACAUUAUGUGUCUUCUUCUAGCAGGGCUCGUGCUGCUGGUGUGUGCUGCAGAUGCCACACCAGUUGGUGGCAGAACUGUUCCUGAUUUUGGAAAGAUGUAUCAUGUUAAAGGUCUGCUUACUUUGCCUUAUGCUGAGAUAAAGGAACCAUUUGAAGCUUGGUUCGAUCUCAAAGGGAACAGAAGUCGAAUAGACUUUUAUCACGGUACAGUGUGCACUUUUUUUAUUGGUAAUGAUUUGGACUAUGGUGCCACUUACAAGAUUACACCAGUCACCACUGAGACUGAAUUCAAUACUAUGAAGUGUUUCCAGCUUAAUGGUACCAAGGAGGAUCCAAUACUUCCACAGUCAGCUCUGCCUGAUCUGCAGGGCUUUGAAUUUGAAAAGAUGGAGUAUUACGCAGGCAAUCUGUGUGAGGUCUGGAAAAACGUCACUCAGGUUGGGCAUAAGAAGAACACGUAUCGUCUUUGGGUCACACGUCCAGAGGGAAAUGAUUCCCCAGCCACCCCACACCACUAUGAGAUGAUGGGCUUCAACACACUUUUUGGGUCCCACUAUGAUAAAUACCUAAUCGACUACAGUGACUUUAGCUCUAAAAUUGAUUCUGACAUUUUCAAACUACCUGGAGGAUUGACCUGUGGUGACUUUCCUGGUCCUGGUCUUGAGCAUCAUUUAUUGGCCAACCCCAUCCAAGACCUUGUCCACACCUCCCCCGUUGGUCACGCCCACCGUCUGUUUGGCCACUUUAAGGAGAAGUAUGAGCGGCAAUAUGAAAAUGAAAAGGAGCAUGAGGCGCGUGAGCACAACUUUGUACAUAAUAUUCGGUAUGUGCACUCUAUGAAUAGAGCAGGUCUUUCUUUUUCCCUCUCUGUCAAUCACCUGGCUGAUCGGUCACAGGAAGAGCUGGCCAUGAUGAAAGGACUUAAAAGGACUCAUGUUCACAGAAAGGCUCAGCCUUUUCCCUCUGAAAUCCGCUCUAUAGACAUCCCUGAUUCAGUAGACUGGAGGCUGAAUGGGGCUGUGACACCAGUGAAAGACCAGGCUGUGUGUGGAUCCUGCUGGAGCUUUGCCACCACUGGAACACUAGAGGGAGCACUUUUCCUGAAGACGGGAGAGCUGACGCCAUUGUCCCAGCAGAUGCUGGUCGACUGUACAUGGGGAUUUGGGAAUAAUGGUUGUGAUGGAGGAGAGGAAUGGAGAGCGUUUGAGUGGAUUAUGAAACAUGGUGGCAUUUCUACCGCCGAGAGCUAUGGAGGAUAUAUGGGCAUGAAUGGUUUGUGUCACUACAAUAAGUCCUCCAUGGUGGCAAAGUUGAGCGGUUACACUAAUGUGACCAGUGGUGAUACUGAGGCACUGAAGGCCGCUAUCGUUAAAUUCGGCCCUGCAGCAGUCAGCAUUGAUGCUUCUCAUCGUUCCUUCACCUUCUACAGCAAUGGAGUGUAUUACGAACCAGCAUGCAAAAACGGGACUGAUGACUUGGAUCAUGCUGUGCUAGCAGUUGGUUAUGGGGUAAUGGAUAAUAAGCCCUAUUGGCUAGUUAAAAACUCCUGGUCCACUUACUGGGGCAAUGAUGGUUAUAUACUGAUGUCCAUGAAAGACAACAACUGUGGUGUGGCCACUGAUGCUACUUACGUGACAUUAGCCUAAUAUACCUACAUCUUCCAGAAAAAUCAUACAAGAAUUGUUUUUGAGUAUUUUAUUGCAGAUGCUGGACAAAUGAUCACAGUUUUAUCGUUCAUGAGUUGGAAUGUCAAUAAAUGGAAAGUCUUAAUAACAAAAUGUUUGUUCAUUGUAAAAUCACAUAAAGACUUGCAUUCCAUCGUGCAGCAAAAGUAACACACUCAUACUUGUUCAAAGCAAGGCAAUGGUCAGUAACUAGUAGGUCUAUGUAACAGUUUCAUUAGACCCAAAUUGAAUAAUUCUUAUGUCCUCAACAUUUUAAGACUGGGGGCUGUGGUAACCAUCCAAUUUUCUUAAUUGUAGUUCCACUAAUGGUGCCCUCUUCUGGGAAAAAAAGUCUUUACAUUUCAUCAGGUUAAAAGACAGAUGUACCAGACAGUUACAAAUUAAGGUCUGGUCAAAUUAAGGACAAGAGUAAAAACAUUUAGAUCAUGAUAAUCAUGCAGUAAUUUAUAAAAAUUAUUUGGUUAAAAGUAUAGUUAAUCAAAAUUGCAUUAUUAUUUACUCACCCUCUUGUUGUUCCAAACAUAAAAUCAGACAUUUAAAAUAAUUUUGGUCAGUUAGUCAUUAGUAGUUUGGUUGGUUAGUGAACCUCGGAUUAAGGAUUGAAUCAUUCAGCCUGAAUCACCUAAUAAGAGUGAUUUGUUUACUGUUUAGUUUAUUUCUCUGGUGCAAGCCAUUGGCUCGAUGACCUGGUCAUAGCUAUUUUCAGGCUUCAUGUGAAUAAUGACUUAACAUUUUAGUCUGUUCCUCCAAAAUUUUACACAUGGAUUCAGAUUCUUGAAAUACAGUACAGUGCUUUCACAGUAUUUUGUAGGACACAGAAUAAGAGUUUAAAAUGGCAUGGGGGGGGGGUGAGUAAAUAAUGAUAAGUGUAUAUCCCUUUAAGAUAACAUUUAGAACAUUAGACAAAUUGCAUUCUAAAAUAGUUAAAUUCUAUCAAACAAUAGCAUGCAGUAAAAUUACAUAGUUAAUGUCAGGAUAUAAAGGUAAAAACUAGAUUGUGUCAUUUGGCAGUGUGCUGCUGAGAUUGACGUUAUCUGUGAGUUUGUGACCAUGUAUCAUCACAGCAAUCUCAUGACCUUCUACAGUAGUGUAUGUAUCAUAGGCUCAAGCAAAGUUGGCAACAUACAUAUUUAACCCGCUAUACAUUAAACCUCUUUUUU
Molecule: messenger RNA, 3021 nt
Organism: Carassius auratus (goldfish)
Lineage: Eukaryota; Metazoa; Chordata; Actinopteri; Cypriniformes; Cyprinidae
Product: C1 family peptidase
Exons: 11
Coding region: 182-1822 (546 amino acids)
Biological process (GO): proteolysis
Molecular function (GO): cysteine-type peptidase activity
Source: RefSeq, a predicted model, not a curated record